UUCAGACGCUGCCGUCGACCGCGCAUAAAACUCGCCAUCGUAAACAAUUAAAUAUGCUAAUUAUUUUUUGUUGAACUGUUCUUCCAAAAUAUUCGUUCCGUAUUAUUUAGUUGUACUCGUAGUUACUGGUAGUAAGCGCUUGAAGUGUGCAGUACUCACCAGAAGUGCAUGUUUGUGACACUCGUACUGAAUGGUACGUCAGCGAAAAGUGUUCAUAUCGGCUGAGACUAGAGACUACCACACCUCGGUUUGCGAUAGCAUCCCUUGAUCGAGCACAUUUUUUUGCGAGCUGAAUGGCAAAUCGGACGUGUCAUGCAUGAUAACGCUGUGACAUGACCUAGAUCGUGAAAUUUGCAAGAGCCCGUUCUUCUGCCAGACAUUAAACCCCGCUGUUAGAAAAACGAUAUUCGGAGUUAUUCUUUUGGUAAUGCAUUUCCGCAACAGGUUCCAACAGAUGGGACAAUUCAACGAUCUGUAUCCAUUCCUUGAGUCUUGUUAAGUUCUGGCAAAUCACCUGUGGAGAAUUCUAAGCAACAAGCCAGCAUAUUAUUCCCAUUGCUGUCAUUAGAAUUCAGUUUGAUAGUGACAGCAUGGCGCAAUCGACGGACAGCUUUCGAGAGCGUAUGAAGGACAUAUUUUUCCAUAAAGAUGAACUGGAAAAUCAUUUCCAGAAUGCCCUGAACAUGGCGGCCUCCAAGGAGGACUUGGUCAAGCUGAACGUCACAGUGUCAAAAUUGGAGAGACUGCUUAACAGUGUGAAAGGGGACAUAGACAAACGGAUGGCUGGUUCGCAACAAAAUGGCACUGCUGCAAAUGCAGCUACCGGAGCUGCCAGCGUGCAGCCUACUGAGCAGGAUAAACAGGCGAAGGCUCAGCCGAAGGUUGUUGCUCAGGUUCCAUCAGCGAAGCCUUCGACAUCCAUGGGCGCCGUUGAACGAGCAAAGGAAGCGCAGGCGACAAGAGUUUUCAGCAAUUCCGCUGCUCAUUCGGAUAAUGGUUGGAGUACUUUCCGCAAAAAUCCAAAUAUUCCGGAUACUCAGCGAAUUUAUGUGCAGAAAGUUAGCUUGAACAGUACGGAGGAAUCAUUGUACAAGUACUUUUCCGAGUAUGGCAGAGUUUUGGAUGUGAAGCUGUUUAUUUAUCCGGAUGCAAGAGCAAACUCAGCAGCAGUUGGCUUCGACAACCCAUUAGUUGUGCAGAAGAUUCUGACCCAAAAGUUGGUUAUUGAUGGGUUCGAAACCUACGCCAGACCGUAUUUUUCUAAAGAAGGAACUCCUAGGAUGAAGACUAUGAUUCAGUUGAAGCAAAAGCGAUAUCAAAUUUUCUGCGGAGGAAUACCCGUGAGAGCAGCAGCGGAUGAUAUAAAACGGGCGUUAGAGAAUUUCUGUAUGUAUGGAACGAUCCGUGAUGUAAGAAUGGUAUAUCCUCGUGGAGCUAAGGAUAGAACUGUGCACCGUGGAUUUGCGUUUAUCGAUGUGGAAAACGAUGAGGAUGCGAAGUGGUUCAUUUCCCAGGCGCAGCCAGUGUAUAUAUUGGGCAAAGAGGUGGACUGUAAGCCAAAUACCCGCCCAUUACCGGAAGAUGAUGAUGCUUCCCUGUCCGGAUCUAUGGCCGACUUAACUGGAUUAGAAGAGCUUAAAGAUCUGAAGGCACCAGAUAGUGCAAGGAAAUCUCCUGUGAGUGAACCUUUGAAAUCGGAUAAAGCGAGUGGAUCAGCUAACAUGAAGACCGUGGCAUGCAUAGUCUGCAAGAAGAAUCCACAGAAUUGUGUGCUGUUGUGGUGUGGUCAUACGGAGACGUGUAUAGACUGUGGAGAAAAACUGAAGAACUGCCCUAGAUUAGGAUGUGGAGAGCCCGUGCAAAAGUGCACCAAAUUGGAAUAGAUUUGGGUCUAUUGGACAGUGGCUGCGAACAUUAGCUACUUGUUUUGUGGGACACAAUUAUUAUAUAUGGCUUGUGGAAGAAUACUUGAAUUGGAACAUGUGGUUGAAGAAGGAUGAUGCGUCCAUCAAACAAAUAUACCGGAAUACUAUAUAGUGAAGUAUAAACGAGGAAUUUUAGUUAGAAUUGGAUAGUCACUGAGCUGGACCUUUUCUAUCAUAGUUACGAGUAUGUGUGCCAGUUCCGUGCGAGCUCUAUUGAUAUGAUUUACCGUUAUUACCAUACUUGAUGCAAAAUCUCAUAGCGUUUGCUUCUGUUGUUUUGUCGAUUCUGUUGGUGUGCGACGAUGCAUUCGAUCGAUCUGGUUUGAUAGUCGCCUCAUUUCAGUUCAUAAUUGAACGUCCAGGUUUCACAACCUGUUUUGAGUCGUUUUCAAACUUAAUCCAGGAAGAUAAUUUUGCAAGCUCGGACAACUGUAAUUCAUGUGCACGGUACUCACCUGGCUCUGUCAUUUAAGUACGUGAGUUGAUUAACUGAUGUCUUGCUUGAUUUAUUUCUUGCUUACGUAGCUGAGUGGAUGCCCCUCAAAUCAUUGCUUUUUUCGACAGUUUUGCUUCGGAUGAAUACUGCAUUGUAUUUGUUACUUGUCAUUUGUCCCCUACAAAUGCGCUUUGAUAUGCUAGUUCCGUGAGACCUUUCAUACAAGAGAAUAAUUCAAUAAAAUUCGCUUUGUGAA
Messenger RNA from Paramacrobiotus metropolitanus, 2617 nucleotides. RefSeq lists its product as uncharacterized. NCBI's taxonomy places the organism in Eukaryota, Metazoa, Tardigrada, Eutardigrada, Parachela, Macrobiotidae. The coding region runs from base 591 to 1883 and encodes 430 amino acids. The record is from RefSeq and is a predicted model, not a curated record. Gene Ontology annotation, molecular function: RNA binding. The transcript is spliced from 6 exons. Gene Ontology annotation, cellular component: cytoplasm.